AUGUCAGGGAAGGGGUGCAGCAGCAACAACGUGAUGCAGGCGCGCCGGGCGGUGGAACAGCUGCGGGUGGAGGCCGGCAUGGAGAGGAUCAAGAUCUCUAUAGCAGCAGCGCAACUGGUGCAGUACUGCGAAGAGCACGGUCGCGGUGACCCCCUCCUCACGGGUGUCGCUACCUCUGCCAACCCCUUCAAGGAAAAGAAGUCCUGCGUGUUGCUGUAAGAGCCCACUUGGAUCUGCAUCCUCCAGCUCCACGCCAUCCACACACACACCCACCCGCACCCAACCUUCUCCUCUGAACAGGGUCGCGGGGUGCGGAGCCUAACCCGGCAACACAGG
This is a messenger RNA of Scleropages formosus (Asian bonytongue), 336 nucleotides long. RefSeq names its product guanine nucleotide-binding protein G(I)/G(S)/G(O) subunit gamma-12-like. The record is from RefSeq and is a predicted model, not a curated record. Gene Ontology annotation, molecular function: G-protein beta-subunit binding. NCBI's taxonomy places the organism in Eukaryota, Metazoa, Chordata, Actinopteri, Osteoglossiformes, Osteoglossidae. Gene Ontology annotation, cellular component: heterotrimeric G-protein complex. Gene Ontology annotation, biological process: G protein-coupled receptor signaling pathway. The transcript has 3 exons. Bases 1 to 219 code for a protein of 72 amino acids.